CAACCCUAAUGCUAUUGAAAGCAUAAUAACUAUCGAGCAAAACACGUAAACUUACUAAACACUGAUCUUACGUCCAUUGUUAAUGCUGUCAUUCACUAGUUAGAGUUCAUCAUUGAAUUGAGAGCCUUCAACAGCUUCAGUCAUAAUGUGGGCUCAGGCGAUUCCAUACCUGAUCGUAGUACAUGUGGCGAUGGGAGAACAAAAAGUGCCAGGGUUCUCUAGAGAAAUGAGCGACGGAGUAGAAAGCAGAGGCUUUAAGAUCAUUUACGGCGAUGAAGACAUGACCAUCAUCAACCAAGUGGUCAGUGAAGCCGAAAAAGGCAGUGCUUUUAAGAAGAGAGUACGUUUGAAUGAAGCUAUUAAACCCUUACCGGCGCAAGAUGUCAAGUGCUUGAUGUCUGUCGACCGGUACUGUAGCAAGGAGAUGGGCAUGAUGAAAAGUGUAUUGAUACAAGCUGUAAAAGAUGACUGCGCGAAAUGUUCAGUGGAGCAGAAGGAUCAAGCUGGGAAAGUAAUUGCAUCCAUGAUGGCUCAUGAUCCAGUCGCGUGGAAAGUUUUCCUCACCAGAUCUGCACUUCAACUAAAAGCAAGAAAACAACCUAACAAACGCGAAGAGAUUCGUUUGAAAGAUAUAGGAGAACCAGAAGAUGUAGUUCGAUCUCCUGGUAAUAGUUAUAUUAUGCCUGGAGUGCAGGUUAGAGUUAAACGAUAUGUUUCCGAAAAGGUAUUAGAUAGCUUAACUUAAGUAAUGUUUUAGUUAACUAUUAGCACUCAU
This is a messenger RNA of Spodoptera frugiperda (fall armyworm), 775 nucleotides long. RefSeq lists its product as uncharacterized. NCBI's taxonomy places the organism in Eukaryota, Metazoa, Arthropoda, Insecta, Lepidoptera, Noctuidae. The transcript has 3 exons. Bases 146 to 745 code for a protein of 199 amino acids. The record is from RefSeq and is a predicted model, not a curated record.